Messenger RNA from Clunio marinus, 1039 nucleotides. Lineage: Eukaryota; Metazoa; Arthropoda; Insecta; Diptera; Chironomidae. The record is from the annotation of a GenBank genome assembly.
UUGAGUGAGUGACAUUUAGUAAAUAUUUGAAAACAUUUAAGCUUCUUGUGAAGUUCAUUUGUAAUUUUAAAGAGUGAGGAAGAUGACGCCCGAAGAACUAAAUGAAUGUUACAGUUUUGUGAAACAAUUAGUUCAAAAUUGUGGUGAAAUAUUCAAAGAAGGCUUCAAAAACACCGGAAUCGUUUCAAAUAAAGGAGAUGCUUAUGAUCUUGUGACCUUUUGGGACGGCGAAAUUGAAAAGAUCUUAAUAGAUGGAAUCAAAACCAAAUAUCCAAAUCAUAAGUUUAUAGCUGAAGAAGAUAGUGCAGCAAGUGGAGAAAAAGUGUUGUCGUCUGACCCAACAUGGAUCAUUGAUCCGAUUGACGGAACAAUAAAUUACGUUAACAAACUCAAUUUGGUUUGUAUCUCUGUUGCAUUAUCUGUCGAAGAAGACGUAAAGCUGGCUAUUUUGUUCAGCCCAACACUUAAUGAACUAUACACGGCACGAAAAGGGCAGGGUGCUUAUUUGAAUGGGGAAAGAAUUGAAGCGAGCAAGAAAAGAGAUUUGAGAAAAUGUUUAUUAGCUCAUGAAAUAUCUUUAGGAACACAUCCAUUAUUCUUGCCAAAAUAUUUAGCAAGAGCAGAAGUUCUUCUCCCCACUUGUCUCGGAUUACGUUCUUUAGGAUCUGCAGCGUUAACUUUAGGUAGAUUCGUAGCAAAAGGAGCUAUUGAUGCUUAUAAUAUUGAAGAUUUAAAACCAUGGGAUAUAGCUGCUGGAGCUCUUAUUGUACAAGAAGCUGGCGGAGUUGUUAUUGAUAUAAAUGGUGGAAAUUUCAAUGUAAUGAAGCCAAAUAUUAUUGCUGCUGGAACUCAAGAAGUUGCUGAUGAUAUUAAAGAAAUUUUGAACUCGUUAGACGCUUCACUAAAACUACAAGGAAAGUAUCCAAAAACUCGUUGAUCAUUAAAAUAUAAAAUAUAAAUAUGUUAUAUUUAUUUUUAAACCAAAAUGGAUAUAAAUAAAGUUUUUUUAUUUGAAAAAUAACUACGCUAGCAAUCAGCA